AUGAAUCGCUUGUUUCGUCCCGCCGUUGCGUCCAAAGGCCGAGCGCGGCACACUCUCAAUGCCCCUCGGCGUCAACUUCACUCCAAUGCCCGGCCGUCAACAAUUGACUCGGGCUACAUCCUCUCGCUACCCCGACUCUCAAACCCGGCGACUUCCGACGCCGCAUAUCAACGAUUACUCUCGUGGUAUCUGCCAUCAUCACUGAACGAAAAGCUCCAGCCUCGACUCAAAAAGUUCGGCGAUGAAGCGGUGUCGGACCAAGUCAACGAAUGGAUUUCCAACGCCGAGCGCCAGCCACCCUACGUCAAGAGUCGCAACGUGUGGGGUGAAAAGUACUGUUAUGACCGGUUGGUCACGAGCGAAGGUUGGAAAGCUCUAGGCAAGUGGGGGAUUCAGAACGGGGUUGUCGCAUUGGGAUAUGAGGAAGAGUUUGGACCAUAUCGUCGAAUCGCACAGCAUGCAUUUAAUUACAUCUACUCAGCUUCAUCGGCCGUUUACUCAUGCCCGGUAUCAAUGACCAGCGGCGCCGCUCGUUUGAUAUCGCAUCAGCUCAAAAAUCUGCCCCCGGCGCACCCGUUCCACGACGUCUAUCAACACAUCGUCUCCAGGGAAGGGAACUGGAUUUCGAGCCAAUGGAUGACAGAGCGCCCAGGAGGGAGUGAUGUCCAAAAUUCGGAGACUUGGGCCGAGCAUGCCCCUCUUCCAGACAAUCAAAAGACUGGAGAGAUGCAGUUCGACGAGGGAGACUGGCUGGUUUCUGGCUACAAAUUCUUCUGCUCCGCAACAGAUUGCGACAUUGCCCUGAUGCUGGCCAAAACCGAGUCCGGCCAGCUUAGUCUCUUCCUCGCUCCCACGAAGAAGAAAGUGACGUUGGAGGAUGGCAGUGUUGACGUUGUCACGAAUGGCAUUCGUUUCCACCGACUGAAGAACAAAAUGGGAACCAAAGAACUGCCUACCGCCGAGCUGGAGCUUGACAAUGUUCGGGCAUGGCUGGUUGGUCCAGUGGACCGGGGUAUUGCAACGAUUGCCACUCUGUUGAACGUGAGCAGAACACAUAACGCCAUCACCGCCCUGUCGUGCUGGCGUCGUGGCAUGGCCAUCGCAAAAGGGUUCGCACAAGCCAGAACAACCAUCAACCAGCCUUUGUGGACCUUCCCAAUGCACCUCAGACUGCUUGCAAAUAUGGAAGUCAAGUUCCAAGGCCUUUUACAGCUGGCCUUCUUCACCACUUCCAUCCUGAGCUUCGUUGACAAUGGUUUCCCUACCGAGCAGCCGGCCAACUACCCUCCGUUGCCCGAAGCGGGGGUGCAAGCGACAGUGGUCCAGCGAGCUCUCACAGCCACGGCCAAAGGCGUCAACUGCAAGAUCGGAUGUAUUGCCCUUCAAGAGUGCCAAGAGGCCAUGGGCGGUGUGGGUUACAUGGAUGAGCCUGACGAGCCGGAAUUCAACAUCUCCCGGCUGUACCGUGAUACAGCCGCCAACAUGACGUGGGAGGGCACCACAAACGUGUUGAGUAGCGAGGUGGUGAGACAUAUGCUAAAUGGAAAGAAUCUGAGCAUUUUCAGCGACUGGUUAGAAGGUAAGGUCUUAGCCGGCAUUACAGACGAAGCGCUCAAAGGGGCCUUGACCGCUUCUUGGUCCAAUCUGAGGAACAGACUCGUCCUGGGUGGCGAUGACAUGGCGGCAGCCCUGGCAGAAGGGAGACAUAUCAUGUUCAGUCUUGCGUGGGUAGUGAGCGGCAGUCUGCUGGCUCAUGAUGCACAACGAGACGGAAACUCGCUCGCGAGAGAAGUGGCUCAUCGCUGGGUCCUCGAGGGCGAUGGUGGUGUUGGCGAGUUCGUCUUUCCUGAUGUGGUACACCAGCCUACCAGCUCUGUUGUCAGCUCCAGAGAGCGGAUCAGUCGCGACUGCAGGCUGGUAUGGGGGGUCGAUCUUCCAGAGAAUCCCGCGCUGGGCUACCGAGCACCCGUGUCGAAAGCGAGCGGAGAGCCUGAGAAGCUCGUUGCGAGGGCAGAUGCAAAGUGA
Messenger RNA from Neohortaea acidophila, 2025 nucleotides. Its product is annotated as acyl-CoA dehydrogenase. The transcript is spliced from 3 exons. The coding region runs from base 1 to 2025 and encodes 674 amino acids. Gene Ontology annotation, molecular function: oxidoreductase activity, acting on the CH-CH group of donors. The record is from RefSeq and is a predicted model, not a curated record. Lineage: Eukaryota; Fungi; Ascomycota; Dothideomycetes; Mycosphaerellales; Teratosphaeriaceae.